AAUCAAUGAAUAGAUUGAGAUUCUUUCCUCCUGUAACCAAAGAGAGAGAAAAGAAAGCAUCAUGACAUGACUCCAUAGUUGACCGACCCCAACAACAAAUCUAAACACAGAAAGAACCCUAGCCCUCACGGCAUUUUUACACAGAAUUAGUGAGACUGAGUAAGAGCAAUUCUGGAAGAAUUUUUUGGAACUUUCUGAUCUGGGUAUCCAUCUUACAAUCACCAUUUCCUUUUUCAUGUCCCUUUUUUUACUCUAAGUAGCAUUGAUGACUCCGCUGCACUUUCCUCACUUCAGUACCAAAUCAACAAAAAGGCAAGAUCUUCAAUGACCCAUUAACCCAAACUAUCUCAAAAUCCAGAAUUUAGCUACACCCACUUCUCAAAAUCCUUCCAUUUUGUGUUUAUCAAUACACCCAUAUGCUCCACUAACAGCUACUACUAUUUUCAUCAUCAAUGGGUGCUGAGAAGAAAUGGCUCUUCACCCUAUUCACUGCAGCAUUUCUCUCCCUCAUCAUUCUCAUGCUCACUUCCUUCUCUUGCUUCACCUCCCCCAAGCCUUUCCCUUCUCUUGUCCAGCAAGGAGCUCACUAUCCCCCUGCAUUUGCCUACUUCAUAGCUGGUGGGAACAGAGACAAGAACAGGAUAUUUAGGUUGUUGCUGGCUAUCUAUCAUCCGAGGAACCGUUACCUGCUUCACCUUGGAAUGGAUGCUAGGGAUGAAGAGAGGCAUGAGCUGGCUGCUGCAGUUAUGUCGGUGCCGGCAAUUCGGGCUUUUGGAAAUGUUGAUGUGGUGGGGAAGGCUGAUUAUGUGACCUACUUGGGGUCCUCCAAUGUUGCCAUCACUCUGAGGGCUGCUGCUAUCAUGAUGAAAUUGGAUGGUGGAUGGAAUUGGUUUGUCACAUUAAGCGCGCGAGAUUAUCCCCUCAUCACCCAGGAUGAUCUGUCCCAUGUUUUUUCUUCUGUUCGGAGGGACCUCAAUUUCAUUGAUCACACCAGUGACCUUGGAUGGAAGGAAAGUGAUAGAUUCCAGCCUAUUGUAGUUGAUCCAGCAAUAUAUUUAGCUAGGAGAAGUCAGAUUUUCCAAGCUACACAGAAGCGGGAGACACCUGAUGCAUUCAAAAUCUUCACAGGUUCUCCAUGGGUCAUCUUGAGUCGAUCCUUCCUCGAGUUCUGCAUUUUCGGCUCGGACAAUCUACCUCGAUCGCUCCUGAUGUAUUUUACAAAUGUUAAGUUAUCCCAAGAAGGUUAUUUUCACUCAGUCAUUUGCAACGCACCAGAAUUCAAGAACACAACGGUCAACGGUGACUUGCGGUAUAUGAUCUGGGACAAUCCUCCGAAGAUGGAACCACACUCCCUAAAUGUAUCUGUUUACAAUCAGAUGGUAGAAAGUGGGGCUGCUUUUGCUAGACAGUUUGAUGUUGAUGACCCUGUACUGGACAUGAUUGAUGCGAAGAUCCUCCGGCGCGGGCGUAAUCGAGCUGUGCCGGGAGCGUGGUGCUCUGGCCGGAGGAGCUGGUGGGUAGAUCCAUGUUCCCAGUGGAAUGACGUCAAUAUUCUGAAGCCAGGUCCUCAGGCUAAGAAGCUUGAGGAGUCUGUUUCAAGUCUUCUUGAUGACUGGAGCUCACAGAUCAAUCAAUGUCAGAAUUCAAGUGAAGAGACACAAGAGUAGAAACAUUUAAGGAAGCUCUUAAGUGUGUUGCACUCUGAUCCAUGGACCAGUAAAAGUUGCAUUUUACUGAGAGAACAUUCUCAGGUCGCCAAUGUUCAUAUCACCAUCGUUGGAGUGGUGAAGAAGGGAAUAUGCUUAAGUUUUUGGCUGGGGGAUUAAUAUUUCUGAUGGAUUCUCCUAAAGCUUCAAUCCACUUGAUUGGUUAAGAGUAUAUCCUCCUGCUUCCAAUUUUUGUUCAUGUAUGUUCUGUAUGUUUCCUCAUCCACAUUGGGAUUUCGACUCUUAGAACAGAAAGUCCAUUCUUUAUAUGAUUGUCAUUUUCAAUGUUCUUCUCACUCUUUGCCUCUUGCAUAGUUAUCAAAUCGUAAUCCAAAUCAUGAAUCUUGAAGUUAAUUAUUGAA
Molecule: messenger RNA, 2068 nt
Organism: Lotus japonicus
Lineage: Eukaryota; Viridiplantae; Streptophyta; Magnoliopsida; Fabales; Fabaceae
Product: beta-glucuronosyltransferase GlcAT14A-like
Exons: 4
Coding region: 453-1667 (404 amino acids)
Cellular component (GO): membrane
Molecular function (GO): glucuronosyltransferase activity
Source: RefSeq, a predicted model, not a curated record